Messenger RNA from Magallana angulata, 2100 nucleotides. RefSeq lists its product as uncharacterized. The coding region runs from base 471 to 1793 and encodes 440 amino acids. The transcript is spliced from 8 exons. The record is from RefSeq and is a predicted model, not a curated record. NCBI's taxonomy places the organism in Eukaryota, Metazoa, Mollusca, Bivalvia, Ostreida, Ostreidae.
AUCAAUACAGGCGGUGGCACCCAGUGCGUUAAGAAAGAGAAAAUAAGAGGAGAGAAAGAGAGAAAAAGAUAGAAGAAAAAAGACAGAAGGGGAAAAAGAGAGGGCUGUGAAAUUCAAAUGAGUAAAGAUAAUUGAAGCGUGCCGUGGAUUGAAUAACCUAUAAUCUUUGGCCUGGUCAGUUGAUCAUUGUGACGUAUAAAUUCCAAUGGCGGACGUGCCAGACUUUCCGGUUAAAAGGACCGAUUGAUUCACAAUAUGUCUUCCUAAAAUCAAGCUGCACCCGAAGGCUUGGAAUUUGAUUAGAACCCGAGGGACACCGAAGAAUCCUUAGUAGUUAACAGAUGUGACCCUAUGCACUGAAUAUCGAGCUGAGAGUCAGUUGAUAUAUAAACGCCAGCGCCUAUUUUGAAAGGCGAACAGUAAAAACUACGCAAUGACCAUAUAGUGUAUGGAUUUUUCCCAAAGCCAGCAUGAAGACAGUUGUUUCACUGACGAGAUCAAGUUUUCUCUGCCUAUUCCUACCCUCCAUUUUCUCGGCCCUCCAAAACUCUACAUCCACCGAGCUCACGCCAAUUUGUGAUCGGACACGAGAAAAAAUCAAAGAGGAGAUGCUUCCCAUAAUACUUUGCGGUUGUUCCGAUGUGGUACUACGGAGCACGGCCAAUGGAUUCUCGGCACUGGUUCUCCUACAGAGGGGCUUCUGGAUAGGUUUGAAAUCUCUCCACGCCAGAAACGCCCGAUUUACGUUGUUCUCACAGCCCGCCUCUAUUUUGAAUGUUCUAGGAGAUAUAGAAUUGAAGGAAAAUGAGACGGAAGUCGUUCGCGACUUUGAAGUUGGUUACAAAAAUGACAGUAGUGUUCAAAUUAUCUACGCUUACUUGUUCUGUGAUUCGGCCUUGUCUUUUUCCAAAGAAAGUCCGUGCGACCAAUGCAAACAUAUCCAGUUGUAUUAUGUACCAGAUCGACAAGUAUUAAAUUCCCCCAAGAGGCCUACAAGACUAAAAGUCACAUCCAAUGGAAAUACUGAUCACGUGACCUACAUCGUCAUCAUCCUAGUAGUGGUUGUCGUCUGCGCAACUAUUUCAUAUUUUGUAUACAAACACCGAAAAUCAAGAAGUAGGGGUUUACCUAGACAACUGGAUUCCAUAAACACGGUCCCCUUAGUGUCGACAGCGCUAGCAGAAUCACCAACGCCAAAGCUAACCAAAGAAAUACUCAUUGUCGAUAUCGUACCAAACGAAGUGUGUUCGAAGCGAUUUCGCGCCUUUCUUCGGAACCUACCCAACUUUAGCGUCGUUUGCUACAUAGACCACCUAGAAAGUGUUAACCAGAAUAUGUACGACUGGGCUCACAAGAAACUGAAAACGUGUGAUUUCAUCAUCAUUGUGCUGACUAGUGAAUUGACGGAUUUGUUUGAUUCAGACACAAAUAACAUACUCCAGUCGUCGCCAUUUUCCGAUAUCGUCAAAUAUUUUCUGUCUCAAAUGAACAGCAGUGCGUACACGAACGAUUCUGCUAAAUACUGCAGUGUUCAGUUUGACCUUGUUGAACUUCCUUCCAGUUUCGCUGAACAAUUGCCUAAUCUCUCAUUUAAGAAUGUGUUCACUUUACGUGAUUUUGCAAACUACCCGGAUGUCAACGCUUCUCAUUCCCAGUUGAAGAAAUUUCUAAUGACGAUAAGGGCAGACAACUGUGAAAUCGCAAAUGUUCUACGCAACACUGCAAACUUUUCAGAGAAUUUAAGCUGUACUUGGAAAAACACGGAGGUCACCCGAGUGAUACAUGGGUGUUAAGUGUCUAAACUAUAUAUAGCUUACGAUAUGGUUACGUUCGACAAAGAGAAUAAUCAAAACUAUCUGAUUGGAAGUUCCAGAUGGACCAAGUGGUCGUUUUUAUUUUAUAAAAAAAAAAUUAAAAUAAACCUUAGAAAAAGUAUUAAAUGAUCUACUUACGUACUUACUUACUUUUCAUCUCCGUGUUCCGGAGAAGACAUAAAGCGCGCAACAAAAGACGUCACUUACGACAGUCACCGGCAAAAACCUGCGUCUUUCUCCAACCGUACCAGUGCAUCUCUCUCUCUCUCUCUCUCUCUCUCUCUCU